CGAUCUCUGCUGACGAAUUGGACAUGUGGAGUGUGGCCGUCGCUGGGCGGCCGUCAGCCAGCAGCAGAGAGGGGCUAUCGGAUCGGCACUAGCAGGCCGUUUCGUGUGGUGCCAUAUGGGGAUUUGCCAGACGGCCAUCCUUAUGCUGAGGGGUACAAUGAACGCGAUCCAGUCGUCGGAAACGGCUCCUUCUAUCGCUCCUUCACAGCGAAUCUGCUGUCUCUCGUGGCCAGACAUGGGCUGGGGAUGAAACCGGUGGUGUCUGCUUUCAUCGCUUUAUUUGACGAUCGGUGUGAAUCUCUGCUGACAGCUGAUGACAUCCCGGAGUCGGAGGGGAUUGUGGCCGACUGUGGGGACUGGCGUCGUGUGAUCGUAAGCGGUUUCCGACCUGGCGACACCGUGGUGGCCUAUGUGUGGCUGUUGGGCGUGAGUCCGUUCUUUUUCUACACCACCGAGCCACCUGCCAGUGAUGCACCCGUUGCCUCCUUCGCCUCUCUGGAUGUGCGGUACCCCAUCUCAGUGCCCUUGUGGCGCAGCCUGCUGAGGCGAUUCGACCUCGAGAGCGACGUCAUCAGACGAGGGAGGAUUCUGUCUGGGGAGUGAUCGAUCGACUGCAUCCAUGAGUAGUGAGUGGUGUGGGCGGAAGGGCGAUGGGUUGGCGAUGCAUGUGAUGUUAUGUGAAGUCAAGGACAUACUAUGCGGCUGUGUAUGAGUAGGCAUCCGCUGAUAAUGCUGGUUGCGUUGGUUGGUUUGGCAUGGCCGGACGGAUGAGUCAGAUGUUUAUCAGUAUGUGUGCAUCUGCAUGUCUGUGUGUGUGCCUGUGUGUGUGUGUGUCGUAGGUGUGUGCAUGUCUGUACAAUGGCUGCGUGCACGUGGCUUUGUGAAUAGUGAAUAGAUAAUCAAUCGCAUACGUUUGCC
Molecule: messenger RNA, 918 nt
Organism: Vitrella brassicaformis
Lineage: Eukaryota; Vitrellaceae
Source: the annotation of a GenBank genome assembly